GCCAGCGGAGGCGGGGUGGGAGGGGUGGAGGCGAACGGGAGGCUGGGCUCAGGUGCCCCCACUCCCCCCGCCACCUCUCUUCACAACCACAGCCUCCCCGCUGCACCCCCAGCCCAGAAACUGGUCCCAUCUGGUUAAAAUAACCUUCCCUCCUGCCUCCAGCUAGCUGGGUGUGGUACCCAGGUGGAGAGGGCCCUGGGUGUGUGUGUGUGUGUGUGUGUGUGUGUGUGUGUGUGUGUGUGGCAGUGCGUGAUGGGGGAAGGGAGACGUGGUUUGGCCUUUCCCAGGUGGUCAGGGUCCCUCUAGGGAUGCUGCUGGGUGGCAGGAAUUGGGGACACUGGAAGGCCUCUCUGCUUCCGGGGCUCCCGAGGCUGAGUUCAAAUUGAGGCAGCCCAUAUGAACCUGGGAACAAACAGUCAGAAUGGGGGGGCUCCUGGAAAAGAGGGUGCAGAAGGAGGGAGGGGGCUUGGAUGGUGUGGGGUUGCUCAGAGCUGAGAUAAGGUCUAAGACAAGGGGAGGAAGAUUUAGGGAGAGGGGUCUCUACUCAUGGGAGUGGGUAGAAAGGUCCUGACAUGUGAAGUCUGCGAAGGCUUAGUGCCUCGACUCCCCCACCGUGACCUUGGGCACAUCGUCUGGGCCUUGGUGUCACCAUCUGUAAAGCCUGGUGAAAACCAUGCCUCUCCCUGGAGCUUGCUGGGGACCUGCGCCGUGACUAGGAAGCUGACAUCUGUCAAGCACCUGCUCUGCCUGGCCAGGGGGACGGUCUGACCUGGGAGGGGGUCCGGGCCUGGCGCUCAUUCCAACCCCGGCCGGGACUAGAGGCACCAAGCGGCCCUCCUAUGCUGCUGGGCAUGAGCCACUUCCUUCUGGUCAGUUCGGUUCAGCAAGUUUCUCGGAUUCUCCCUGCGUGGUGUGGGGAGAGCUGCCUGCUGUGAGGAAGCAAGACAUAGACUCUUCCUGCCCUGAGGCAGAGGGAGGAAGGGACCCAGAAGGGUGGAAGGAAGGUGCCUGCAUGGGGGCUUUGGAGGUGGGUUUUGAAGGAUGAAUAGGAGUUCACCAGGAGCCACCAGGCGUGGAGGAUUCUAUUCUCAGACCAGUGGAGAAGCAAAUGCCACCCACUUCCCACAUCCCUUGAGUUCAUUCUCAAAUAUCCACAUUAGCUCACACCAUGGCUGGGUAAGUUUGGGGGAGGGGGGUUAGAGAAGGAUUUCUGUCAUUAGAUGUCAUUUCCAAAAAACAACAAAACCCUGUCAUUUUCAGUGCUGGGGGUGGAGGAUAGAAGUGUCCAGAACAAUGAGUCCAGAUUGAAAGCUGGCCCACUCAGGUAUGACAGUCCUCCCGCCCAGGGCUCAGAGAGCAGAGAGUAGCUGCCUUGGUGUCACCCCAACCAUUUUAUCUGUGCGUGAUUCCCUGGGUUAGGAAGCUCAAACCGGGCUCAGCCGGGUGGCUCUUCUGCGGGUCUCUCCCGGGGUCGUUCCUGCAGGGCUGGUCCGGAUGAGCUGGGACAGGCCAGCCUCACCCCUCCGCGUGCGGUUUGUCAGUGGGGACUCUCGGUGCAUGAGCUCUGUCCUCCCGCCUUGCCUGGGCUCAUCACCUGACCACGUCAGGGUCCCCAAAACGGAAGUCUCUGGAGGCCAGAGCUUGGAACCACUGUCCUUCCACCACAUUCCACUGGCCAGAGCAAGUCACACCAAGGCCCAGAUGCAGAAGGGUGGGGAAAUAGACUCCAGUUUUUGACGAGAGAAACUGCAAAGUCACAUCACAUCCGGGGACUAGCGGGGUCAGGCAUCUUUGCAAGAGCCUCUACUGCCCUUGGGCAGGCAAGGAGGCCUCUUCCUACAGCAAGAAAUGGCGUUACUGGAUUUUGAAGAUGGCGCGGCCGAUCCAGGUGAAGCCGGCGGACAGCGAAAGCCGCGGAGGAGACCGGAAGCUGUUCGUGGGGAUGCUGAACAAGCAGCAGUCAGAGGAGGACGUGCUGCGGCUCUUCCAGCCCUUUGGGGUCAUCGACGAGUGCACCGUGCUGCGCGGGCCUGACGGCAGCAGCAAAGGCUGUGCCUUUGUGAAGUUCUCCUCGCACACCGAGGCCCAGGCGGCCAUCCAUGCCCUGCAUGGCAGCCAGACCAUGCCGGGUGCCUCCUCCAGCCUGGUGGUCAAGUUUGCCGACACGGACAAGGAGCGAACACUGCGGCGCAUGCAGCAGAUGGUGGGCCAGCUGGGCAUCCUGACGCCAUCCCUCACCCUGCCCUUCAGCCCCUACAGUGCCUACGCCCAGGCUCUCAUGCAGCAGCAGACAACGGUCCUGUCCACGUCGGGCAGCUACCUGAGCCCUGGCGUGGCCUUCUCACCCUGCCACAUCCAGCAGAUUGGCGCCGUCAGCCUUAACGGGCUGCCUGCCACGCCCAUCGCCCCCGCCUCUGGACUGCACUCACCCCCGCUGCUUGGCACCACUGCCGUGCCUGGGCUCGUGGCUCCCAUCACCAAUGGCUUUGCAGGUGUCGUGCCCUUCCCUGGGGGGCACCCCGCCCUAGAGACCGUAUAUGCCAAUGGCCUUGUGCCCUACCCAGCUCAGAGCCCGACCGUGGCCGAGACCCUCCAUCCCGCCUUCUCCGGAGUCCAGCAGUACACAGCCAUGUACCCCACCGCGGCCAUCACGCCCAUCGCGCACAGCGUCCCCCAGCCGCCGCCCCUCCUGCAGCAGCAGCAGCGAGAAGGUCCCGAAGGCUGUAACCUGUUUAUCUACCACCUCCCCCAGGAGUUUGGAGACACGGAGCUGACGCAGAUGUUCCUGCCGUUCGGCAAUAUCAUCUCAUCCAAGGUGUUUAUGGAUCGGGCCACCAACCAGAGCAAAUGUUUUGGACCCCGCGAGCCGGGAAGCCGGGGCUGCAGCACUGGAGCAGAGGACGCCCACGUUGCCCACCAUCGCGGGUCCGCCCCGGUCUCCGCAGGCUUCGUGAGCUUUGACAACCCGGCCAGCGCGCAGACCGCCAUCCAGGCCAUGAACGGCUUUCAGAUCGGCAUGAAGAGGCUCAAAGUGCAGCUGAAGCGGCCCAAAGACCCGGGACACCCCUACUGACCGCGCCCACAGCCGCCCGGAGGCUGCGGGCCUGGCCCAGAGAGAACACCUUUAUCAACAACCAAACACCUUCCUUGGGGAACGAACAGAGAGCCUAAGGGGCCAGUGGGGAAACGUAACUGGCCGCAGGCCUCGGUGAGCCUCAUCUGUGCAGUGGGUUCGUGAAAGUCGCCUCCCGAGAGGCAGCAGGGAGCAUCCGCUUGGGGAUGCCGCGUUUUCCCAGCCGAGCCCAGGACCCGCCACCUGGAAGGCUCUUGAUCAUUUGUUUCGAUUCUCUUUUUUUCCACCGCGAGCGCCGUCAUCAUCAAAGCGCCGCGCCUGGGGUCUGGCGCGAAGUAGGUGCUCAGUUAGGGGCUGCGCGUGCUUUUCAGACCCCGGCGAACCAGCACCCACAGAUCCGAGGGUAUUCAGUCACGGGAUCAGGCACCCAAGAGACGCCCCAUGCUCCUGAACACUCUGGGACCGCACAUCCUUGCUGAGCACCUACUAUGCGCUGGGCUCGGUUUCCAGCGCUCGGGGUCACAGCUGUGAAUGACCAGAAGCGGGGUUGGGGUUGGGGGAGGGCUGCCUCUGCGGAGCUUCAGUGCCCGGGAGCGGGGGAGGGGACACGAGAAGAACCCCAACUCUUGCCCCACACCCCCCGACACCCCCACCCUGGGUUUGCAGGAGGAAAUGGGCUCCGAGACCCAAAGUCCCCUCCAAGGCGGUUUGUUGGCCUCCGAAUCUGAAAAUGGACUCUCUCUCUCUGACAAGAUAGGGGCCCCCCGGGUUCCCAGAACCCAGCCUGGCCAGGGCAGUGGGGCGGGUUGGGGGCACUGCCGUAGGCCUGCGUGCCCCCCAUCACUGCGCCCUAACGCCCCUCCCUUCUCCGCCAGGUGAGGGGGCCUCCCCACCCCAGGAGGGCUUCCCGCUUCCAACCGAUCCCGGACUUUCCCGUAAAUUACAACCGAGUUUGGACACCAGCCCUCCCUCUCCUGUCCCACCUGCCCUUGCCCCCCACCCCCUAAUGUGAACGGGCAGGGGGGUGUCGUGGUCCACCCCAGCGCUGGAGGGGGAGGCGGGCUCCUGAGUCGGGGGCCGAGGGUUUCACCGCCCCCUCCUUGGUGGCUUCCCCCAAACGAAAUCUCAACGUUUCCUAUAUAUAUAUAUGCAUAUAUAUAUAGAGCUAUAGACAGUAUAUAUAUUUUUUGAGUGUAGAUCAUGGGACCAAACUUUUCCGACUUCCUUCCGUCCAAGAGAAGGUGACCCUGGCCCGGUCACUCAGCAGGGACAUAAGAAGGGCUGAGGAUGACCGGGCAGCCCAGUGUCUCCCCAUCUCCCGCUGUCAUGUCAGACCAGGGCACCGAAAAGCACUGGGAAUCAUCAGCCAACGCGAUAUACCUCCAGGACUUUGGGCCCCUGCCGUCGACGGUUCUCGCAGGCCUCCCGGCUCAGCCAGCUCAAGUGUCCCUGGUCUUAGCAGCAGCUCCCGGAACCCCCAACCCCUCCCGCGCCCCAGGGCCCUGCCUUCCCCGACGAUGUAGGCACAAGAGAGACCCCGCCCCGGCCUCCCCCCCAUCAUAGCCUUACUCAUGUGACCAAUAGCCCUUAGCUUUCCGUCAGGGGCAGACAGGGUCGGGGGAGCCCCCCCCAACCCCUCGUGCCCCCUCCCAAGGGCAGGCAGCCACCCUCCCUGCCUUCGGAUCACCAGCCUGGAGUUCACGAUCUCAUGACCAAGAUUGCCAAGCGCGUUGGACGAGCCCAACCUGCACAGCACCCCUUUACCAGAGAUACCUCUACAAAUGAUUUUUUUUUUCUUAAUUUUGGUCUUUCUGAGCAGAUACAAAGAAGAAAAGAGAAAAAAAAUGGGGAAAAAAUCAGACGACAGUGGAUUUUUGUUUCCUAGUUGGGGCGGGGAGGGAGGUCUUGCGGGGCAUCUCUGUAUAGCUACUCAAACCGUGAAAACCCACCUUGAAGCACAGAGUCAAGUUCGUGGACGUCAUUGGGGCCUCUUGCCAAGUGAGGCGCCAGAGAACUUAAUAAGCUCAAGAAAAGAAAAAAAAAAUUUGUAAAGAAAAAAAAAAAAAACAGCAUUCCCUUUUGUUUCUACCAAAAUGUGUUGACUGACCCAGAAAAAAAAAAAAAAAAAACACAUAGCAAAAAAAAAAAAAAAAAGGAAAAGAAAAAAAAAAUCUUAUGACCAACUUGUUUCGAUAUUCCAGAGUUUGAUAAUUGUUCCGAGACACUCUAGCGUGCCUGUGUCCCGUGCGUCUGCGUGUGCAAGCACGUGCCCAGGGGCCCCGAGGGGGCCUCAUCCGCGUCCCCGGCACCUGCCAAGCCCCCGCCGGGCCUGCUUGGGAGUGCGUGCUGGCGUGCAGUGGCGUGUGUCCUUCUGGUCCAUGUUUACUGGCUGUAAAUACCAUUUUUAUACUCCACAUCGAAGACCUACGUGAUUUGUACGAUGUACUUUAUUUCUGCUACGAGUAAUUUCAUGAAGUUUCAACUUGCAAACCGACUUUUGGAGACAAACCGCCACACACACACACACACACACACACACACCUCUACACAUACACACAAACACACACAGAAAAGGAAGACAAGAAAGGGACUUCGAGGGAACUUUGGGUUGGCGUGGUUUGGAUUUCUGGCUGGAGAGGUCCUUGUCACUGUGGCGUGUUCAGGUGAGAAGCUGCGAGCAUCAUCUUAAUGUCCAAACGCCUCUCUUUGGUCUGGAGAAACUGAAAGUUUAUUUAAUAAAAGUUUUACUUGCUAAA
This is a messenger RNA of Canis lupus familiaris (dog), 5829 nucleotides long. RefSeq names its product CUGBP Elav-like family member 5 (gene CELF5). The record is from RefSeq and is a predicted model, not a curated record. Gene Ontology annotation, biological process: mRNA splice site recognition; regulation of alternative mRNA splicing, via spliceosome. Gene Ontology annotation, molecular function: mRNA binding. Gene Ontology annotation, cellular component: nucleus; ribonucleoprotein complex; cytoplasm. Bases 1871 to 3073 code for a protein of 400 amino acids. The transcript is spliced from 12 exons. NCBI's taxonomy places the organism in Eukaryota, Metazoa, Chordata, Mammalia, Carnivora, Canidae.